This is a messenger RNA of Heterostelium album PN500, 1131 nucleotides long. RefSeq lists its product as uncharacterized. The transcript has 6 exons. Lineage: Eukaryota; Evosea; Eumycetozoa; Acytosteliales; Acytosteliaceae. The coding region runs from base 1 to 1131 and encodes 376 amino acids. The record is from RefSeq and is a predicted model, not a curated record.
AUGGCCGAAGCAGGAGCUCACUCCGAUUCAAUCAUUUUGACUUCUUUGACUGUGUCGACAAUCAGUGUACUCUAUCACCGACUAUCCUAUACAAUAAAAUUUUCAAUUUUAAAAUCUAAAGAAAAUGUAGAUGAUACAAUGACUCUACUAAUAAUAAAGCAAAAAGACAAAAACAUUAUUGGAAAGAGUGGUAAUAUAGUAGAGACAGUAAUAAAAACCACUACAACAAUUACAAACCUUAAAUCAUCAGAAUCACUGAUUGGCCAGGCUUUCGAAGGUGUUGAAGUAGAAGACAAAUCAAUGAGUAGAUCAUUAUCAAACUUAAUAUUACCAAAAUGUAUAGGUGAAUCUAACAUCAAUGAAAUAAAUAGAAAUGAUGGUUUCAUUUUAUAUAGAAAAUACAACCUUCAAGACUAUCAACAGUCAGAAAAACUACCAAGACAGGCUUUCUAUUUGAAUGGCAAAAUAGUUAUCACCUCUUUAUCAGUUUCAGAUCUACAUGCAUACUCAGUUGCAUUUUUUGUUAGAUUUAUUGAUGGAUACUUGGUAAAUAACCAAAUCAAUGGGAUGGCUCCAGGCGAGAGUAGAAUAUCUUUUGGAAACAAUAGUUUUACAGCAGAUAGUGCUUUAUCAAUAUUUCCAAUACCACCAAAUAAUUAUAGUACUAAACCGUUGGUCGUUGAAGUCAACCGAAAAUCUCAAAGUGUUAGAAUGUUCUUCCAAAAGUGUAGACUCUAUUUCAAUAAUCCGUAUAUUAACAUUGUCCUCGGUGUUCAUAUAUGGGAAAGACAACCGGCUGUAAAUGGAAGUUUUAAUGCAAUCUCAUUUUACUUUCAACGUUUUCCUAACGAUCCAAGAGUUGUUCGUUUAAUAUCGUUUGGUUCUGCACAAACCACCAGUAGAAGAGAGAACAAAUUUUUGAGAUAUAGUGGUCUUCAACAACAUGAUUUAGAGGGUAAUCUGCAGAACCAUCCAAACCCCGUCAUCGCCUCUGUUGCUCCUUAUAUUAUUUCUAUCCCAGCAGUGGACAUUUUUGGACCGGGACAUAUCUAUCAAAAUCUCCCAAACUUAGAUUUUGAUUUAUUCCAACUCAAAACAAUUAUUGAAGCUGUUCCAGAUUUCUCAAUUUAA